Molecule: messenger RNA, 2729 nt
Organism: Equus quagga
Lineage: Eukaryota; Metazoa; Chordata; Mammalia; Perissodactyla; Equidae
Product: caspase-12-like
Exons: 12
Coding region: 104-1438 (444 amino acids)
Biological process (GO): proteolysis
Molecular function (GO): cysteine-type endopeptidase activity
Source: RefSeq, a predicted model, not a curated record
AGUUUCCCAUCUAGUUAGUAUCAAUAUACAGGUCCAGUGAGAGCAAGGAGAGAAAGCUGCUUUCAUUUUCAGUUUUUCUGCCCUGGGAGCCUGAGCAGUAGCAAUGGCUGGCAGGGGGCCAGAGAAAGAAGAUCCGGUCAACCUGAUGAAGUCCAUUGCCAGGAACAUGUUUGAAGGCUUUCUUGAUGACUUGGAAAAUAAUGUGUUAAGUGGGGAUGAUUUAAAAAAGUUAGGGAAAAGAGUGAACCUCAUCGUGAAUGGGACUGAAAACCUAGUUGAAGAUCUCAGUGAGAAAACACAAGUGGCAGGCAAAAUAUUUUUGAAACAUCUCUUGAAGCCAAAGAAACAGAUGAAUUUAAAAUCUCUUGCUGAUUAUGAGGAUGAUGAAUCUGAGGACACUGAGUCACCUUUUUCUUCAACAGAAUCUGAAGAUGAAAGUGAAGAAAGUAGCGAUGAGGAAAAAGCUGAAUCAGCCCAGGGAUUGGCUAUGUCUCCAACAGAAUCUGCAUGUGAAGGUGAAGAUGAUGAAACUGAGGAGAAUGCAGGAUUGUCCCAGGCAUCCGUUCCACCUAUGACAGAUCCUCAGGAAACCCAAGUUUCCCAACCUAAAGACAAGUUGAAGCCUUGUUCUCAUGAUCAUUUCCGUAAACUGAAGACAACAAAGGCAGAAGAGAUGUAUCCAGUGAUGGAGAAGAAAGGCCGAACACGCCUGGCCCUCAUCAUCUGCAAUAAAAAAUUUGACUAUCUGUCUGAUCGAAAUGGUUCUGAAGUUGACCUUGUGGGGAUGCAAGACCUGCUUGGAAACCUUGGAUACUCAGUGGUUGUAGAAGAGAAUCUCACAGCUCUGGAAAUGGAAACAGCGCUAAGGCACUUUGCUGCCCGCCAAGAGCACCGAUCCUCAGACAGCACAUUCCUGGUGUUUAUGUCACAUGGCGACCUGGAUGGUAUCUGUGGGACAAAGCACAAUGAAGAAGAGCCAGAUAUUCUUCACGAUGAUACCAUCUUCCAAAUUUUCAACAAUCGUAACUGCUGCAGUCUGAGAGACAAACCCAAGAUCAUCAUCAUCCAAGCCUGCCGAGGCAGAGGUGAUGGGAGUGUUUGGGUGACUGACACGGGAGUAGCCUCUGCCUAUAGUUCUGACCAGCCCUUCCAGGGUUACAUCUGGAAUGAUGCUGUUACAAAGACCCACGUAGAGAAAGACUUCAUUGCCUUCAAAUCUUCAACUCCACAUAAUAUUUCCUGGAGAACUGACAAAACUGGCUCAAUCUUCAUUUCCAAACUUAUCUACAACUUCAGAAAAUAUUCUUGUUGUCACCAUUUGGAGGAGAUUUUUCGAAAGGUUCAACGUUCAUUUGAGAUCCCAAGUGUAGUGAUCCAGAUGCCCACGAUUGAAAGAGUAUCCAUGACGCGAUAUUUUUACCUCUUCCCUGGGAAUUAAAACUCAUACAAAACAUCUCAGGAAAAUGGAGGCCUUAUGACCUCUAUGAAUCCACUAUUUUAAAAGUGAAAUUUUUGAUCAAAAAUAUUUUUAUACCAAACUUCCCAACUGCCUACCUCUACAAAUACCAGGCUAAAGUUACUCUCAUACUGUUGCUGAGUUAAUGCUUAAUAAAUUCUUUUAAAAUUAUGCUUGUUUUCUCAUUUUAUCAUUAAGGUAAAUUUAGGGAAGGAGGAAAUUUUCUCCUACCCUUCUAGGUUCUUCUGGCUGGUCUAAGAAUUAAAUUGACAUGAGACCAAAUAAGAGGAGAAAAUCAAACAAAGUUUAAUAACAUGUAUACAUGGGAUAAACCCAGGAAAAUUGAAUAACUUGCCAAAAUUGUUGAAGCUACCAUCUUAAAUACCAUCUUCAGCUAAAGAGGAUGUGGGGGAUAGUGGUUUGGGACUUCAAAGGGGAGGAGGGCAAUUCACAUAGAGAUGUAAAAGCAAAUGUUUGGUAAGCAAAUAUUUCCCAUGCUUGCAGAGACAGUGGGACAUGGAGAGGACUUUGAUCAAAGGGGCCUUGCUGGGUCCCUCCCUGUCUACCACUCCUACUUCAUAUACUAUAGCUAUCUAGGGUGAUGGUGAUAGUUCUUUCCUGGAACAGACUUCUAUCUUAAAUUCUUUUAGGCCAUUAGGGGGAAAGUCAAAGUUUCUUCCUGAGUCUUUUGUUCCUAAAAAUAAUCAAGCAAAAGAGACAAAAAUUUUGGGCUAGCAAAUUCCACUCCCUUACAUAAAUCAUGCUCAUUGCAAAACAAAUUUUAAAUAUAGGAAAACAAAAAAACUGUUAAUGAAGAGUAAUACUUCUUAACCUUUUUGUAAAUAAUUGUAAUAAACUCAACUUAUUUUUAUGAAGUUCAUUAAUUUUGUAUAAUCAAUUUUGUAUCUGUUUUAUUAUUUUUUCAUAACCAUCACUAAUAGUAAUAAAAGAUGCCCCAUAUAUGAUUUUUGAUUUUAUAAUAUUCAUCAGAUGUAUAUACGACAUAUUAUUCAAACUUCUACCUUACUUUUCAAUAUUUAUUUCCUACAUGCUGUGUGAUGAUGAAGAUGUUUAUGUUUUUACCUUUGUUUCAGUUUAUUUUCUUAGAAUGUAUUCCUAAAAGUGGAAUUUCUAGAUGCAAGUAUAAAUACUUUUACACUUUCUAUUGUCAAACUUUUAUGCCAAAUUGUAUGUAUACAAGAAAUCUAAGAUAAUGACUGACAGAGAAGUGAAGAUAAAUGUCUAUUUUUAAUACUGUUGCUAAUAAAUGAAA